AUGGCGAGGUGGAAGCCCGUGGCGGUGGGUGGUUGCUGCCCAGGGCCGACCGAGGCCGGCGCCAGGCAUGGCUGGCGCGGGGCCGCCAAGAAGGCAGCGGUCGCGGCGGUCGUGGGGUACCUGCUGCUGAACGUCGCCACGUAUUUCGAGGCUUUCCACACAAGAUCUGACAUGGCCGAGCGAUGGGCACUAAGGAGUCAAGCGCAAGUGGGGACUGCAGGUGGCCUGGAUGCUGCACAUGCGAUCGCCGGGGACGUUUCAAAUGUCGUAGGUGGCAUGGAAUUGACGCAAAAUCGGGACAUCCUGGACAAAUACAAGAGAUUGAAGGGGAAUCCCAAGGUGGCGCUAAUGUUUUUGACCAAGGGCCGCAUGCACAACGAGCCCGUGUGGCGUGCCUUUUUGGAGGCCGCCUCUGGCCUAGAUUUCCGGGAGCCAGCCCCGUUGCCAAGCCCCGUAGACCUCAGGCAAGUGGUGGGCGGGCCCCUAAAGCCGGAUGUGGCAACCUUCAGCAAGGAGGAGUACAUUAGCUAUAGAGAGCAGCACGGGUUGGACCUCGACAUGGAGAAGUAUGAGAAAUUAACAGGAGAUUUGCCAGGGGACCACAACGGUGUGUGGCACACUAGGAGACUACUGGGGAGCGGCAACGGGUUGGCAGAAACCCUAAACAACCAAGGCAGUUGCGCAAGAGAGGACCUCCUGCUGAAUGCCGCAAUCAAUAGAUUGAUGACAGGUGAUGUGCGCAUCGCAUUUCCCCAAACAGUUGUACACAAAUGA
Molecule: messenger RNA, 774 nt
Organism: Ostreobium quekettii
Lineage: Eukaryota; Viridiplantae; Chlorophyta; Ulvophyceae; Bryopsidales; Ostreobiaceae
Source: the annotation of a GenBank genome assembly